CUCCUUUUUCCAUUUCUUGGUUCUUAUACUUUGAUAGAAGCUUUUUUUCUCUGUUGUUUUUUGGUUUUUCGAAUGGCAGGGAAGAAGCAAACCAAAGGAAGGCAAAAGAUAACGAUGAAGAGAAUAGAGAAUGAAGAGGACAGGCUAAUCACAUUUUCGAAACGAAGAUCUGGUAUCUACAAAAAGGCAAGUGAACUGAUUACUCUAUGUGGUGCUGAGGUUGGGAUUCUUGUAUUUUCUCCAGCAGGCAAGCCCUUUUCCUUCGGUCAUCCAUCUUUGGAAUCCAUUGCUAAUCGUUUUCUUGGAAAGAAUGUACCACCAAGCGACAAUACACACCCUCUCGUUGAAGCGCAUCGAAAGAUGAGGAUCAACGAGCUGAACAAGCAGUAUAAUGAACUGCUUAAUCGGCUCGAAUCGGAGAAAGAGCGGGGGAGUAUGCUGAAGAAGACGAUUAGAGGGAAAGGGUGCAAUAACUGGUGGGAAGCUCCAAUAGAUGACCUUAACAUGCAAGAACUAGAGCAAAUAUAUGCCAUGUUUGAAGAGCUGCACAGCACUUUAUGCAAGAAAAUGAAUGAGAAAAGAAACAAUGGAGUUUCUUUAUGGUCGUCUUCAAUUCCUCAAAUGAAUAAUCAUGGCCUUAUGGUGAACAAUUCAUCUGCAUAUAACAUUCCCAAUAAUGAGAAUCAUUUUUCUUCCUUUCACCAUGGCUGUGGUUUUGGGCAAGGGCAGUUUUGAAUCAUCUCUUCUCGUCAAGAUAGAGUUAGCAUUCAGACUUUAGUCUUUAUCUUAAUUAAUAAUAAAGAUCAAAGAUAGCUAUUGGUCUCGUCUUAUAUAACUACUGUUUUAGAGGUGGAUAUGGGAGCUAUAGAGUAGAAGGUUACUGUGAAACAUCAGAUCUUUGUUAUCAGGUUUCUUACAUACAAGUGGAAUUCUUAGUUUUAAA
Molecule: messenger RNA, 943 nt
Organism: Ricinus communis (castor bean)
Lineage: Eukaryota; Viridiplantae; Streptophyta; Magnoliopsida; Malpighiales; Euphorbiaceae
Product: agamous-like MADS-box protein AGL61
Exons: 1
Coding region: 73-735 (220 amino acids)
Biological process (GO): positive regulation of transcription by RNA polymerase II
Molecular function (GO): protein dimerization activity; DNA-binding transcription factor activity, RNA polymerase II-specific; RNA polymerase II cis-regulatory region sequence-specific DNA binding
Source: RefSeq, a predicted model, not a curated record